UCCUUUAAACUUCAUAUAUUUACAAUGUACAAAUAUAUUAGGAAAAAUACAAAAAAGAAAAUUACAGAAAAAUCGUAAAAUGAUUGACGGGAGUCAGGCCGAUGACAAAAUGAAGGUGGCCUUCUCCAUCAACGGAAAUCCAGAUCUCAGGGUUAUUAGUAAAUCACAACCAUUGAAGAGUUUAAUACAGGAGCUAGUUGAUCAUCAUAAUAUGCCUGGAAUAGGAGAAGAUUACUGCCUCAUAUUCCAGAAAGGAAAUAAAAUAAAGGACUAUAGGAUUGUAACUGAGAAGAACAAGGAGGAGAUGAAUGCCAAAUACGGAAAUGUAAUUGAUCUCACAGAGUCCCCUGAGAAAUCAGUAAACCGUAUCCUAACAGUGCUGAAGACUGGAACAGAUGGUCCUGAAAGAAGUAAAGUUCUAGCAGAACUCUCCAGAAUGAGUGUUGAUCAGACAGUUGCUCUUGAGUUCUUUGCAAAGAAAGGACUCGGAGAUCUGAUGUUAAUGAUCAGUGGAGAUAAAUUUCAACAAACAGCAGAUAUUGUUAAUCUACUUCAUACAGUAGCAGCACUAAUGGACCAGGAGAUUAUUUCUGCGGAUAAUUUGACGAAUGAUCAAUCGUUUAUUGAUCGAUUAGCUCGUUAUAUCAAUACAGCUAACACAGAUCCAGCCGUUCUAGAACAAUCUCUUCAAAUACUCAUCAUUGCAGCACGAGGUGGUGUGAAUUCUGAGAGUAUUGAUAAUUUUGAACGACCUCUAGCGUUGACGAAUCUAGUCUCACUUCUCUCCAGAAAUCAGUGUACAGUACAACUUCGCUCUCUCCGUCUGAUCAACAGUCUACUGCAGUCAGUAAACCCUCGCAGAAAGUCUGACAUGGUUCGAAUGUUGUCUGAAAAGCCGAGUAGAACAAUUAUUAAGGAUCAUCUUCUUUCUCCCAAUAUAUCAGAGGAGUUCAGGGGUCCUCUUGAUUUCGAGCUGUACACCCUUCAGUACCAUAUCCUGCAGAGACAAAUACGUGACAGGAUGCUUACCAAGAUUGAACCUCAGGACUCAUUAGCACUGCAGAAGAUUAAAGAUUUAAGGAGCACCGCCUUUGAUACGGAAUCCCCCAACGUCAAGAACAACACGCGAUAUUCCCAGGACUACAAGAAACUAGGAUUCACAAAUGAAAAAGAUCCAACCCUGGAUUUUAUGACAGUUCCUCCAGGUGUUUUGGCUCUGGACUGUAUGGACUAUUUUGCCAAGAAUCAUACGGACGAGUUUACCAAGGUGGUGCUGGAGAACUCCUGCAGGAUGGAUAAUCAUGAAUGCCCCUUUGCAGCAAGUAGUAUAGAGUUGGUUAAACUACUAGGGGAAAUACUAGGGAUAGAUUCGCCACCCUUAUCUGCAGGAAAUGUUCGCUAUCAAGAAAUGUUCUUUAAAUGUGAACAUCCUUUUGAGGAGUUCUACACCCAUUGUGUUAUUAUCUUGAAUAAGACCUGGAAGGAGAUGAGAGCAACCAGGGAGGACUUUAAGAAGGUAUUCGAUGUGGUCCGUGAACAGGUGGAGAAAGCCCUCCAAGGAAAGACUAACAGCGGACCUAAAACUUUUGACGAGUUUAGGAAUAAGGUAAGAUCUUAUACAGAUAUCAGUAAGAAAUGGCAGAAGGAUGCAAACUCCAAGGAUCCCUGGAAAGAGAGCGAACCAGUAAAGGUUCUAAAAGCUCAUUUAUGCCACGAGAUCGAGGAGUUGAUACAACAGCAGAGAUACAGCUUUAUGGUGGAGGGAACAAGAUUUCAAAAAUUAAAGAAGAACGGUGAGGUGUUAAAAGGACAAUAUAAGUACUUGAAGCUUCACCCCAACCACAAGACCCUAUACUCCGGAGAGUGGAACCACGAGAAGACCGUCCCAACCAUAGAGGACCUGGAGCCUAAGGUUCAGGUUCAAGAUAUCAAAGAUAUUCAGAUUGGUGGAAACUGUACUUUUCUCAAGGAAUACCCAAAAGCCAAUUCUGAGUUGUCUCGGACUGCGUUCUCUAUCCUGGCGGAGAACGGAUCCCUGGAUUGUAUAGCUCAGGACGAGCAAACCUUUAAUUACUGGCAGGACGGCAUCAAUACACUUCUAGGGAAGCGAAUGGCAAGCGGAGAUUAUCUGAAGGAGAAGGAGAUAUUACUUAAUAUGGAAGUGAAGCUCCGCCUGCUGGACCUAGAGGGUAUGGAACUUCCAGCAUCCGCUCCUGUUAUUCCUCCGCCUCCACCAAACCUAAACUUUUCUCUCAACAACUGACCGAGGGCGGAUAACUCUUUAACAUCUUUCUAUUGACAAUUUACAAAUGAUGAUUAUUAUUUUUUCGUAAAGCGUUUAUCUUCAGAGAAGGGUUACUUACGCGCUUUGUCUCAGGGAGUUCCUGUCUAAGAAAAGGGAGAUGUUUUCAAACAGAAACUGCAAUUUAUGAACGAGCUUUUAAUGAGAAAAAACGUUUUGGAAUCCAACCCUAACAAGUUUACUUUUCUUACUCUUCGGUGAAGAAUGAAACUAAAUGAUUUGCAAGCUUCAAAAGUUGUAGCAGUAAUUCCGCAAAAGUUUAAACUUUGUGUACUCUUCGCACUUUUUGUAUUUUGUAAAAAAAAAUACUCAAUUUGGUGAUUCGUAUUGUUUGUUUAGUACUUAAAGCUUUGAUAAUGAAAUGAAGAUUAAAAAACCAAAGAUAGCUAAUAAAACCAUUAAAUUUUGUAGUAUUUCAUAUUUUAAAUUUUGUAAAUUUUUAAAUGCCUUGUUUUUUGUUGUUGUAAGCCAAAUACUAUAUUACAAUGGAUUUUUUGUCGUCAACUUGGAGCAUUAGUUUUGUAAGAUAACUUGAGAACCCUGACUGUAUCGCAUUAUUUUUACCAUAAUUCGCCAGUUUUUGUGAAAAAAAAACAUGAUUGGUGCGCUCGCCUUGAUUUUUAAACUUAUUUUUCGGCUUGCAGAUUACCCAUUCAAAAACCAUUACCAUGAAAGUAUAAUCACAUUUGUAAACAAUUUUUUGUAUUUUUAUGCAUUUAUUUUUAUAUCAGGUUCUCUAGUCACAACAUUUGUUCAGUACUCUUAUGUAUAUGUACUAAAUGUUUGUCUAUGUUUGUAUGUCUAAAGCUGUUUUCAAUGCCUCGUAUUAAAUCUUAUGAUUUGUAA
This is a messenger RNA of Eurytemora carolleeae, 3148 nucleotides long. RefSeq names its product engulfment and cell motility protein 1 (gene Ced-12). Bases 80 to 2263 code for a protein of 727 amino acids. Gene Ontology annotation, biological process: actin filament organization; cell motility. Lineage: Eukaryota; Metazoa; Arthropoda; Copepoda; Calanoida; Temoridae. The transcript has 25 exons. The record is from RefSeq and is a predicted model, not a curated record. Gene Ontology annotation, cellular component: plasma membrane.